AUGACUGUCAAUCUGUCCGAUGACGAACUGUUUACCAGUGCCAUCUCCGGAUAUCGCGAAGCAUUUUUGGUUCAACACUCCCACCUCUCGGAACUCGAACGAAACCAACUCUGGAUCGAACGCCUAAGCCAGUUCAUUCCCUCCUGUGACCGGAAUGACUGGAAUGACUGGAAGCCCGCUGGGAACCUGGGGAAACGGACUCGACAGGACGCGACACCGCGAACGUUGCCAUCUGACGCGGGUCUCCCUCGGGCUAAACGGAGAGCCACCACCCCGGAGCUCCCGGUCGACCUGAUGCGCCAUCUCUCAUAUGCAUCCUCCCCCGACCUCCCUCGGAAAGACGUAUCCAGUGUGGGACACGGCUCCUACCGACACACCGCCAUGGUGCGCUCCCAAAGCCAACAGAUCCCGGUAUCCCAUCGGCAUCAACCAGCCGGAGCCGUCAUGGGCAAACGCCAAUCCUUUGGCCCGGUCCAGACCCAACGUCGCCUCGAUCAUGUUGACGAAUAUUCGCCCUCCGAGUACACGCGCCAGUUGGAGAACUUCCCCAGUCAACCUUAUGACUCGGCCUUGACUUUCGGACUCGCGAAUCAUGGACGGACUGGACCCUCGCCAUACCCGCAAUAUUCUGGAACGACGCCGCCCUGGACCGACCAGGCUCCAGCAGGUGCAGCGGAGAUGUCUCGCAGCGGAACCACCGACUCCUUGGUUUGCGGAAUCAACAUGUUCCGCGUCGACUCAAAUGGACCGUCCCACCAAGAACCGAUCGACUCCAUCCCACCAGAGUGGGUGCCAACACCCAACUCUGGCUUGCCAUAUCAAAGCCCCUUUCUUUCUGUAUAUCCUGACCUAGAUCCCCCCAUGUCUCUCCCUUACUCCCACCCCACAUCAUUCUCCACCUCCGCCCCCGCAACCACCUCCUUCCACUACCGCAUGCCCCAUCCCCAGCACCCCUUAGGUGCUGUGGACAUGAAGUUUUCAGACUCAAUCGACAGCAAUAAUUCCGCCACCCUGCGCUCGCGUGCCUCGCGCCGCGCCCAGGAGCAGAUUGCCCAUGGCGCCCGCCCCAUCGCCCCCAAGCGCGAAAGCGACAGCUUAGUCCCCAGUCUGGACUCCAUCGACCCGCACAAGAUAGUGCGCAUUUCCUCAACAGAUGGUACCGCCAAGGAAGUUGCCGCGAUACCCAAAGCAUCAGUUCAGCGACCCCCGCGACAGAAGACCUAUUGUCAUAUCUGCAACGACCAACCAGACGGGUUCCACGGCGAGCACGAGCUGCGCCGACACAUCGAGCGUGUCCAUGCCUCCAUCCGCCGUGUGUGGGUGUGCGUGGACAUCUCCCCCGACAAGAGUUUCCUGGCCAACUGUAAAGCGUGUCGCAAUGGCAAGCGCUACGGCGCGAACUACAACGCCGCCGCGCACCUGCGCCGCACGCACUUCAACCCCUGUCAGCGCGGCCGUGGAGGCCGUGGGAAAGACAGCGAGAAGCGCGGCGGUAAAGGUGGAGGCAAUUCACCGUCCAUGGACGUCCUGAAGCACUGGAUGGUUCCCACCGAGGAGGUGGCAUCCGAUGGAUCGUUGGCCACGGCGACUCAAGUCCAGGCGGCGAGCAGUGUGCCAAGCAUCGAUUCGGGCCUAGGACUGGCGGCCUCUGCGUGUGCGAUCCCAGAUCGUAGCUCGUAUGUGGUCGAGUCAGCUCUCAUUGAUGAGCAUGACCAGUUCCCCGAGUUUCCCGAUGCGCCGUUCGAGCUCGAUUUCGAGAUCGGACUUGACGUGGAUGUGGGUUCUUCGUUGAACUCGCCGUUCUCGAUGGAUUCGCAGUCGUCGUUUUCGCCUGGGUUCCGUAUGUCGUGUGAGCGAUCGUAG
This is a messenger RNA of Penicillium salamii, 1863 nucleotides long. NCBI's taxonomy places the organism in Eukaryota, Fungi, Ascomycota, Eurotiomycetes, Eurotiales, Aspergillaceae. The record is from the annotation of a GenBank genome assembly.